AUGUCCCGGUUGGCUGAGCUGAUGGAAGCUGGCAAGCUGCAGUCCAAGGCCUCUCUUGCUCGACGCAUCGUCCUGUUCAUCAUCCCUGGAUACCUUCUUGUGGUUGUGGGAUGUCUGGCGACGGCAGUGGACAAGGCCUUUGUGGGCCAUGUCUCCUCAGUGCAGCUUGCGUCCAUUGGACCUGCGUCCUCGGCAUACGAAAUGUGGACGCAAACAAUCCGAGCAAUCAAUGGUGCACAGCUGGCUUUGCUGGGCAACCCACCAGAUGACAUGUCAAAAGCGUCGAUCCGUGCUGUUGGUUUUGUCUACAUGACUGUGGCAGGGCUGCUGGCAGGGAUUGCUGCUUUGGUCAUGGCGCCAACCGGUGUUCGCUUAUUUGGAGCUAGUGCCGACAUGUUCCCUUUUGCUUUGUCCUACUUGAAGGUGCGGGCCUGCUUCAUGGCUAUGGGCCGGAUACGGGACAGCUGCAAUGUGGUUUGCCUGGCGGAGAAGGAUUCCGUGACACCCUUCGUGGCGUCGGUGAUCGCUUUCGUGGUGAAUGUGAUUGGAGACUUGCUCCUUUGCCCCAAGCAGGGUGCUUUUGGAGCUGCUAUUGCAACUGAUGUAGCCACGUCUGCGGCAGCGGGGUUUACAUUGCAACGACUCCGGCAUUCUGGGCUCUGGCCGAAGCAGUUCUACUGUCCACGCAGGAGAGAAGCGAGGCAUUUCGCCAAGUAUGCCGUCAAUCUUUUCCUCAGUGCAGUGGCUCUUUUGAUGAUCAUCAUUUCCGAGACGUGCUUGGCGUCAAAGAUGGGUACCUCAUCGGGCGCUGCACAUCAGAUUUUGGAUGCCAUGUGGCGAAUCUGUGGAUUAUCCUUGAGCUUGCCAAUGGAGUGGGCAGGCCAGACUUUCCUGUCCAAAGACUUGACAGGAGUUGAGUGGCGGCAUACAGCCUCUGUGCUGGCCAUGGUUGCAAUGUGCUUCUCCUUGAUAAGUGCAGGCUGCGUUCUGGCAUUCUUGCACCUGCGUGUGGACGUGUUCACCACGGACCCGCUGGUGCAAGUUGAGGUCUUGCACAGCACCCUUGGCGUGGCCAUGUGCUCUGGAUUGAUUGUCCUCUCGCAAACCUUGAUGAGUUUUUUCAUCAGCUUGGGCAAGGUCCACUUUGUUCCAGUCACUGGCGGCAUGUUGGUGGUCCUUUUCACAGCUGGCAGCUACGUCCUUUACAUGUAUAGUAUGCUGAGUUUGCAGCGCAUGUGGGCACUCAAGGCAGCUUUACUUUGCUUUGCCGUGCUGUGGCAGUGCUGCGUUGUUUUGUACCUCAGCCAGCGCCGGUGA
This is a messenger RNA of Effrenium voratum, 1317 nucleotides long. The record is from the annotation of a GenBank genome assembly. NCBI's taxonomy places the organism in Eukaryota, Dinophyceae, Suessiales, Symbiodiniaceae.